Molecule: messenger RNA, 903 nt
Organism: Rhagoletis zephyria (snowberry fruit fly)
Lineage: Eukaryota; Metazoa; Arthropoda; Insecta; Diptera; Tephritidae
Product: protein RRNAD1-like
Source: RefSeq, a predicted model, not a curated record
UCCGCCUUGCAAACAUUUCGCUCAACACUUCGCAAGCUUAUACCCAAGGAAGCGUAUGAUCAACCAAAUGCACAAAGCCUGGCGAAGACCUUACCGACAAAUCGGCUGCGAAAAAUUAGUGCUAAGAAGCAGCACGAAAUUAUACAACUUUCUGAAGUUAUACUCAGUCACUGUGGCGAUGUUUCCUUGUUACUUGACUUUGGUUCUGGCUUGGGAUAUCUCAGCGAGUCGUUGUGCCGCGUUAACCAAAACUGGUGUAUUCUUGGAUUGGAGGGCGAUAGUUCUCGUGUAAUUGCUGCACACAAACGUCUGCAAGUGCUGAUGCCGGAAGCCGGGAAGCGUGUCACCUACAAGCAACAGUUCGUUGAAGCGAACGCCGGUGAAGCUAUGAAGCAUCACAUAGCUUCUAGUGGAUUCGAAGAUUUGCAGACGUGGCUCGACAAAUGGGCAAUUAUAGGCUUACAUGCAUGUGCUGAUCUUAGCGUGACAGCAAUAAAGUUAUUUUUUGAAUUGGCAUCAGUUAAAUGUUUGGUCAUUAUGCCCUGUUGCUAUCACAAACUGCAACAUACUCCGGAUGGCAACUUCGUAAACUUUCCACUCAGUGCUGCCUUGAAAACAGCUGCCGCAGAGAAAGACUCCAAAAUACAAAGUUAUUUUAAUCGACCAUUUUUACGUCUAGCAUGUCAAGAGACUAGUGCACGUUGGCGUAACUGCUCAGAGAAGGAGCACCUGGCGCAUGGAAAACAAAUGUUUUGGCGAGCUGUUGCUGAUGCCAUUAUAGACAAUGCAGCUGUUGUAAAAUGUCAACAACCUGUUAAAAAUUUGUGUCAAAUAGAAAGUUUUGCANCACCUCGCUUUAAAAUUUUGCUGUCUAAUUACGAAAGCAAAAAUCUCCUUUUCCGA